GCCCAUAAAAACCGUCAUUGUUGGAGAUUUUAAUUUAAGCAAUAUAGUUUGGCCAAACCAAAACAGCUACAACACCGCCGCUGCAUCUUACAGAAACGGUAACUCUCAUGUUAAUAUUCUGAUGGAUUUCAUAGCUUUAAAUGGAUUUUCCCAAUAUAAUAAUAUUGUUAAUAAUAGAGGAAGGAUUCUAGAUUUGAUAUUGUCAAACUUAAAUAUAAGUAAUGUUGAAGUAAGUGAUGUAAUACUCUCGAUACUUGAUCCAAUGCAUCCACCUUUGAUAUUUGCGGUUUCUCAAUUAGAUUUGAAAUAUAUUUCGCGAAAUAAAGAUGAACGAUUUAACUUUUUUAAGGCACAGUAUGAUCUUAUUGCUGAAGAAUUAAGCACUAUUGAAUGGGAUAACGAAUUUAAAACUUGUUUCGAUGUCAACGAGGUUGUGACUACCUUUUAUGGUAUUUUACGCAAAACUAUUGUUAAGUUUGUUCCUAAAGUUAAAAGUCAUAAUAAUAAAUAUCCUGUAUGGUACACAAAAUCCUUAAUUCGAUUGCUUCGUCAAAAAUAUAAAUAUCGUAUCAGAGUAAAAACAUUUAACAACCCCCUAGAUUUAAUCACUUAUGAAACUCUUAAAAAAGAUUGUACUAAACUCAUAUCCUCGUGUUAUUCUACUUAUUUAUCUAACUUGGAAUCUUCUAUAAAAUCAAACCCAAAAUUAUUGUGGUCGUAUGUGAAAAAUAAAAGAUCAAACUCUGGAACAUAUCCUACUCCUAUGAAGUUAGGUAAUAGCUCGGCAACGGAUGGCACACAAAUUUGCAAUAUGUUCGCCGACUAUUUUUCUUCGGUAUAUGAGACUAGCUCACAACAUAAUGGUGAUAUGAACUCAAUGACUCACAACGCUACUUCUUAUCUGCAAUCAUUAACUAUCAAUCAAGAUUUGGUAUUCAAAGCAUUAAAGAGACUAGACCAAAAAAAAGGUGCCGGUUCAGAUGCAAUACCGCAUGUAUUUGCCAAAAAAUGUGCUAAGGAAUUAUGUUAUCCAUUAACUGUUAUAUAUAAUUUAUCACUUAAACAAAGUAUUUUUCCAUCAGCUUGGAAGGAGUCGAUCAUAGUUCCAAUUCCUAAAACGGGCGACGCGAAUCUGAUCAACAAUUACCGACCUAUAUCAAUCCUAUCUGUUUUUGAUGACCUUAAAAUUCUGAGAACAAUUAAAUCAACCACUGAUAGUACUCUUCUCCAAAAGGACAUAAACUCUUUGGCAGAAUGGUGUAACAUCAACAAAAUGAAACUUAACUCAGAAAAAUGCUACCAUAUACGAUUUAGCAGACAUAGAAGUAGAGGCAUUAUUGCACCCAGUUACCAGAUUAAUAAUCAUAUCUUAGCAACAGUAGAUAAAAUAAAAGACUUAGGUGUUUAUUUCGAUGCAAAACUUAAUUUUCACGCCCACUUCAACAAUAUAAUUAAUAACGGUUUCAAAAUGUUGGGCUUUUUACUGAGAACUUGUAAAAAUUUUAGGAACCCUCUCACAAAAAUUACCCUCUUUAAUGCCCUAGUCAGAAGCAAAUUAGAAUAUUGCAGCGUAAUAUGGAAUCCAAAAUACAAGAUUCAUAUUAACAAUAUUGAACGCAUUCAAAAAAGAUUUUUGUGGCAUCUAGCGUAUAGUUGCAACGUAGCCAAAAAAAUUCGUAGUUACUCAGAACGUCUUGAUUAUUUUAAAAUACGAACACUUUAUCAGAGGAGGAAGGUUUUGGAUCAGGUCUUUUUACAUAAAUUGGUGAAUGGGUCAAUCGAUUGUGCGUCAUUGGUAUCUCAGCUUAACUUUAAAGUUCCAGUCAGAUUGCCUAGAAAUUCUAAUAAUAUGCCGUUCCAUACAAAAUUCCACAAUAGUAAUCUAGGCCAUUAUUCAGGCAUUUCUCGCCUUACCAAAGAAUAUAAUAAUAUAGUUUCUGGCAAUAAUAAGACUAUUGACAUUUUCUCAAAUACUGUACAUAAAUUUAAAAAGGAAUUGCUCUCGAUUGAACCUUUGCCAAAACCCAGUUGAUCAAAUGUAGUUUUCUUUUAACAUUAAUUUGAUUAUUUUGCCGUCAAAAUUGGAUUUAUGUUUUAUGUAUUAUGUAUAUGUGUAUUUUUUACCUAAUCUGCAGUUAGCUGCAGACUGUGUGUCUUAGAUUUGGAUUUAAUGUUGUAUUUGUUAGUGGUGGUUGCCUAUAAUUGUGACAGCACUAUGUCUACGAUUGUAAUUACUUUAAUGCUUUUAUCUCUGUAUCAGUGUAUGUCAUGUUGGUGAUCCUUAAUGAAAUAAA
Colias croceus (clouded yellow) is the source of this 2294-nucleotide messenger RNA. RefSeq lists its product as uncharacterized. NCBI's taxonomy places the organism in Eukaryota, Metazoa, Arthropoda, Insecta, Lepidoptera, Pieridae. Bases 122 to 2032 code for a protein of 636 amino acids. The record is from RefSeq and is a predicted model, not a curated record. The transcript has 2 exons.